Coccomyxa subellipsoidea C-169 is the source of this 3114-nucleotide messenger RNA. RefSeq lists its product as hypothetical. The coding region runs from base 1 to 3114 and encodes 1037 amino acids. Lineage: Eukaryota; Viridiplantae; Chlorophyta; Trebouxiophyceae; Coccomyxaceae. The transcript is spliced from 15 exons. The record is from RefSeq and is a predicted model, not a curated record.
AUGAAGAAGCUACUUGGGGACGCGGCCAGCUCGUUAGCAGAAGGCACAGACGGACUUCAGAGGGAGCUGUUUGAGACUCGCAAGGAUCUGGCAGCAGUGCGCAGCGCAAAGGCAGAGCUAGAGGGCAAGGUCAGCAGCGCUGAGAAGAUCGUCGCUGGCCUCAAGGACACACUGCGGCGGGAGCAGGGCGCGGCGCGCGCAGCGCAGGCGGCUGCCGAUGAGGCAAACGCGGCGGCGACGGCCAGCAUGGCGCAAUUUCGCAAGCGGCUGGAUCGCGAGCGCGCGGCGGCCGUGCAGGAGACGGAGGCGCGGUGGCAGGCGCGGUACGAGGACUUCAAGAGCGAGUCGGUUGUGGUGCUCGCCAACAGCUCCAGCGCUCUGGAGGCACGCUCGAUUGCUCUCUUUAUCGCAGCGGAGGGGCAGCUCAAGCAGCUGAAGAAGAAGCUGGUGGCUGCGGAAGCCAGCCUGCAAGAGGAGAGGCGCCAGAGAGGCAUUAGGGAGGGCGCUGCAAACAAGGUCAUGGGCAACGCUGCAGCGGCGGAGCGGGACGCAGCAAGGAGGGAAAUGCAGGCAUUAAUGAAGGUGCACCAAGCGGAGGUGAACUCGCUAAAAGAGGCGUUCGGCGCCGAGAAGCGCGAGCUGCAGCUGCAUGCAGCUGCUGCUGAAGCCGAGGCUGCCAGGCUGGACGCUGAGCUGGCGGCUGAGCGGGAGCGCGCAGAGCGCGCCAAGCAGGAGGCUAUGCUGCUCGCGCAUCAGCUGGAGCAGCACAAGGGGCGGCUGGCGGUGGCGCUGCUGGCGCGAGACCGGGCCGACGCGGACUGCGCGGCCGCUAAAGCGGAGCGGGCGGCGGCCGAGCGCGACCGGGAAGCCGCAGAGAAGGUGCUGGCGGAAGUCGUGACGCAGCUGGACGAGAUGGAACGGCGGGAGGACGGCGCGCCGCCGCCGGCCGACGAGCCGUCGCCGCUCGCGCAGCCGUCGCCGCUGCUGCUGCCGCACCCGGAGGUGCAGUACGUCCGCCAGCCAGAGGGCGCGCUUGAUCUCAUCGCCGCGGCCGUUGAGAACGGCGAGCCAGCCAGCCCGGCCGCGCAGCGGCCGAGUCGGGACCCCCGCCUGGCGGCGGGGGACGUUGAGCUGCCCGAAGCGGGCAGCCCGGCGGGCGCCUCGCCGGAGCUGGAGCCGGCCGGCGGCGGCGGCACGGCCGCGGACGACCACAUGCCCGCGCUGGCGGACUCGCCCAGGGAGGCUGGAGCACCCGAGCUGGCGCUCGCCGAACCAGCCGCCCGGUCGCCAGAGCCGGAGGCGCAACCACUGCCCAAGGAGAAGCCCCUUCCUGGCAACAUGGCUGAGGUGGCUCCCUCGACAACGCACCCCCAGGCACCAGCUGAUGCCACGUGCUGGUUGUGCCAGAAGAGUGGCGCGCGGCGCUAUGCUGAUCUGGGUCCGCUCAUGCACCUGCCCAUCAAUGAUAAGGGCACCGACCUCAAGUGGCUCCAUCGCCAGUGCCUCCUCUGGUCCCCCGAGGUGGUGGAGGGUCGGGGAGAGGAGCUGCGCAACGUGGCCAAGGCGGUGUUCCGGGGGCGCAAGAUAAACUGCAAGGCCUGCCUCGGCAAUGGCGCCACGCUCGGCUGCAAUGUCAAGGCCUGCCGCAACUCCUACCACCUCCCAUGCGCCCUCGCCAAAGGCUGCCACCUGCAGGAGUGGAAGGUGUGGUGCCCCAAGCAUGCACCCAGAGUGCCAAGCCGGGUGGCCUUGGAUCUCGGCAGCGGCGGUGUUGCCAUGGAUACUGAUGACAUGAACUUCAGCGACAAGGACAAGCAGGCUGCGGAGGUGUCUGAGCAGGAAGUCGCGAAGGAGCCUCCUAGCAAUGUAGUGGCAGCUCCAGCCGGCAAGAGAAAACGGGCUGCGUCCUCGGCCAAGUCUGUCGCCGCCGAGGCGCCGGCGGCUGCAGCUGAGGCGGCAGCGGAGGCGUCUGAUGCUGCUAUUGCUGAGCCAGAAGAGCUUGCUCCUGCCGUGGACUUGGGCGCGGCUCCGGCCGAGCCAGAGGCGGCUGAUGCCGGGCUGGCAGCCGAGAAUGCCCCUGCUGCCCAGCCAGCGCCAGAUCAGGCGCAGGGCCAGGCGGAGCAGCCGCAGCGGCAGCAGCCGCGGUCGGGGCGGAAGCAGGCCGCGCCUAUUCAGGCGCCAGCGCCAGGUCAGCAGCCGGCGUUGGUGGCGCCGCCGGCCGCCGUCGGCCUAGCGUCCCGGCGCGCGGCUGCGCCAAAACCGGGGCUAUGGUCGCGGCUGGCGCCCAAGGCGGCUGCGCCGCUGGCCGCUCUGCUGGCGGCCCGGGGCCGGCAGGACGCCCCUGCCGCGCCGGACACGCCCGCGCCCAGCGCCGCUGGCCCCUCUUCGCCUUUUAAGAUAUACUCCCCAGACGGGCAGGGCAUUGUGGAGCGGCUGCUGGACACGCUGUCUGAAAAGAUCGGCGACGAGGUGACAGAGCAGCACAUGCUCAAGGCCAGGAAGCUCAAGCGCUUCAAGGAGAGAGCUCGUGCGAGCUCGGAGUACCUCGCCCAGCCAUCUGAGCCGCCGUCUUUGCUUAGGGCGUCCAAGGGCGACAGUACACGCGGUGUCCCCCUGGUGCCACCGCCGGGGGGACCCAAACGCCGCUCCGCGCAGGUGGGACCCAAGCCAAGGGGUCCGCAGGAAGGGGCCCCGGAGCCGAAGCUGAAGCAUCCGGCGCUUGCGGCCGUGCUUGCAUCCGCCGCGUCCGAUGCGCCGUCUGCCGGGACAGGGACUGAUGCCAGCGGCAUGACUGGCUCCGCCAACGGCGAGGGCCGGGCGCGGCCGCAGCGCAGCCGCAAGGCGCCUGAGCGGCUGGCAGCGAUGCCGGAGGGGCCCCAGUGGCUCAAGCAUCCCAAGCCCGCCGCAGCGCCCGAGGCACCCAUUGUGGUAGACUUUCUCAACGGUGUGGUGGGGAAGACCGGCAAAGGGAACGCAGCCGGCCGCAAGCGCCCAACGGACCUGCCCGGGGAUGGGCAGCCCGAGCCAAAACCCGCCGCAGCGCUGCCGCGCAAACGCGCAUGCAACUUGCCCUCGACGCAACGGAAAGACCUGGCCUCUCUGGUUGCCAGCUGA